AUGAGAAAUCUUCUUCUUGGAACUUUAGCAUUCGGUACUGCUGGUUACUACUACUACAAUAAAGAAUAGUUUACUUAAUUAGCUAAACCUAAGCUUGAUUAUCAAGCUGUCAGAGGUGAUAUAGCUGAUAUCCUUGAAUAGUAAGGUUGGGAUGGCUACAAUCAUAUUGGCCCUGUUCUUGUUAGACUUGGAUGGCAUGCUUCAGGAACCUACAACAAAGCUGAUAAGACUGGUGGUUCCGAUGGUGCAACCAUGAGAUUUAACAAGGAAUAGAAUGAUCCUGCUAAUGCCGGUCUUCAUCAUGCCCAAAAGUUCCUUGAACCUGUCAAGGCUAAACACCCUGGUAUUUCAUAUGCUGAUCUCUGGGUUUUGGCUAGUUACGUAGCUAUUGAAGAAAUGGGAGGUCCUAAAAUCGAUUUUACUCCUGGUAGAAAGGAUGCUCCUUCAGAAGCUUCCUGCCCUCCUAAUGGCAGACUUCCUGAUGCAAGCAAGGGAAGUUCUCAUAUUAGAGAUGUUUUCUACAGAAUGGGAUUAAAUGAUAGAGAAAUUGUUGCUUUGAUUGGUGGUGGACACGGUAUUGGUAAGUGCCACACCGAUAGAAGUGGAUAUGAUGGUCCUUGGACUAAUGCCCCUACUACUUUCACUAACCUUUACUUUAAGGAACUCUUCGAUAAGACAUGGACUGAGAAGAAGUGGAAGGGACCUCUCUAAUAUGAAGACAAUACCAAAAAGCUAAUGAUGCUUCCUGCUGAUCUUGAAAUAAGAAAUGACCCUGAAUUUAAAAGAAUCGCUCUUGAAUAUAAAGAAAACAAGGAUUUAUUCUUUAAAGACUUUGCUUCUGCUUUCAAAAAACUUACAGAGCUCGGCUUUAAGCAAUUUUGA
Tetrahymena thermophila SB210 is the source of this 882-nucleotide messenger RNA. RefSeq names its product cytochrome C peroxidase. Gene Ontology annotation, molecular function: peroxidase activity; heme binding. The record is from RefSeq and is a predicted model, not a curated record. Gene Ontology annotation, biological process: hydrogen peroxide catabolic process; cellular response to oxidative stress; response to reactive oxygen species. Lineage: Eukaryota; Ciliophora; Oligohymenophorea; Hymenostomatida; Tetrahymenidae. The transcript has 2 exons.